AGUGUGUUGGAUGUGGGAUGCUGCUGUGACUCUGCCCUCAGAACAAUACAGUGCAACCCCUGUGUAACAACAAUAUGGAUAGUAUCCGCCGUAAUUGCCCUGUUUUAUAGCACACUUUCUUUUACUUGACGCGGGAAAAAUGUGGAUACCGACUGAACAUGAAAAAUAUGGCGUUGUGCUGGCCAAUUUUCGAGGAAUGGUUCAGCAUGGACUUCCGCUGGAGAUCGGUGACACGGUGCAGAUUUUGGAGAAAUGUGAAGGAUGGUUCAGAGGAUUCAUCAUAAAGAAUCCAAACGUAAAGGGAAUAUUCCCAAGCUCCUAUAUUCACCUCAAGAAUGCCCACGUCAAGAACAAAGGGCAGUUUGAGACGGUCAUUCCCACCGAGGACUCGGUCAUUACAGAGAUAACUAUGACCUUGAGAGACUGGGGCAGCAUGUGGAAGCAGCUCUACAUGAGGAACGAAGGGGAUCUUUUUCACAGACUGUGGCAUGUGAUGAAUGAGAUUCUGGAGCUGCGACAGCAGGUUCUGGUGGGCCACCUCACUCACGACCGCUUGAGUGACAUCAAACAGCACAUCACGGCACGGCUGGACUGGGGAAACGAGCAGCUGGGAUUGGAUCUGGUCCCCAGGAGGGACUUCAGCAUGGUGGACCCCGAUGAGAUCAGCAUCACAGAGCUGUAUCGGCUGAUGGAGAGACGUCAUCGUAGACGCGAGGCUCCCCCGCAGGCCAGUAUGCACCACCUGUUCCUUCAGAUGAAGAGCAUGAUGAGUUCAAACCUGGGGGAGGAGCUGGAAGUCUUCUACUCGGUCUAUGACAGCAGGGAAAUGCGACCAAUCAGUGAGAGAUUCUUUGUGCGCCUCAAUAAGCAAGGGCUACCAAAGUCUCCAGAGAAGACUGAGAGGCAGUGUACACUCUUUGUUGAUUUGGGAAGUAGUGAUCUUCGCAAAGAUGUGUAUGUUGUAGCUCAUAUUUUUAGAAUAGGGCGAAUGGUCGCAGGUGAGAAGAAGAGUGUGAGUAACACGCAGUACAAGCGUCCAUACGGUUGUGCCGUGAUUAGUGUGGCUGACCUGUUAACAGCUGACUUCAAGGAUGAUCACUUGCUGAAGAUUUACUCAUGUAAUGCAGAAAGUGAGUGGUACCAAAUCCAUGACAGUAUUAUCAGGAAGGUCAGCUCACGAUACAGCCAUAUUGGCUCAAAUACAGGCCUUAAUGUCUCUCUCCAGCUCCUGCAUGGGGAUAUGGAGCAGAUUCGCAAAGAUUACAUGCGUCUUUUCACCCGCAACGUCUCUUUUACUAAGAGGCUUGGUUUCUCCGAUAUCAUCAUUCCAGGUGAAAUUAGGAACGACCUGUAUGUGACCCUUGAGAGGGGUGAGUUUGAGAAAGGUGGAAAAAGCGUGGCGCGUAAUGUGGAAGUCACCGUCUAUCUGCUGGGAGGUGAUGGGCAACUUCUGAAGGGUCUGGUUUGUUGUGGCUCUGGGGAACCAGGAGUGGAUGAGCACCGCUCUUUUGUCCUGUAUCACAGUAACAGCCCUCGCUGGGCCGAGCAGAUCAAACUACCCAUCCCUUUGGAGAUGUUUCACGGCACACACUUACGCUUCGAGCUCAGGCACUGCUCCACAAAGGAAAAGGGUGAGAAGAAGCUUUUCGGCUUCUCUUUUGUCCCUCUGAUGCAGGACGAUGGGAGACCAUUGCCCGAUGGAACGCAUGAGCUCAUUGUCCACAAGUGUGAAGAGACAGCUGAUCUCCAGGAUCCUGCUCGGUACCUUAAACUGCCAUUUUCCAAAGCCAGCCUCCAGCCGGGCAACAGCCAGACAAUAAAGAACAGCAAAGAAUCUUUCUGGAUCCAGUCGUCUCUCUGCUCCACUAAACUCACUCAGAAUGGUGAAAUGUUGGACCUGCUGAAAUGGAGAGUUCAUCCGGACAGAAUCAUUGACUGCCUCUCCAAACUGAAGGACAUUGAAGGCACUGAAAUUGUUAAGUUUUUACACGACACUCUGGACACCAUGUUUGGGAUUUUAGACGAGAGUCCACAGCGUUAUGGACUUAAAGUGUUUGAUUGCCUGGUGCAUGUUAUAAAUUUGCUGCAGGACAGCAAAUUCCAGCUCUUCAAACCUGUAAUGGACAACUACAUCGAGAACCACUUUGCUGGUGCCCUUUCCUACAGGGAUCUGAUCCGUGUGUUGAAGUGGUAUGUGGAUCGUAUCAUUGAUGCCGAGCACCAGGAACAGAUCCAGCAGGUUUUGAAGGCAUCUGAGUACUUGUUUAAGUACAUUGUGCAGUCCAGGCGUCUGUACGCGGCGGCCACCGGAGGCCAGAACGAGGAGGAAUUUCGCUGCUCUGUUCACGAACUGUUCAAAUCUAUCCACCUGUUCCUGUCACAUGAGAGUAAAGGCAUCAGUCCCAUCACACACACACAGGCCGUGUUCCUGAGAUCGUUCCCGACUGUGUGCUGCGAGCUGCUAAAGAUCUUCAGCAUGAGAGAGGUGGCAAAUCUGGCCCGCGACACGCUGAGCAGCCUGCCUGCCCUCACACACACGGACUGCCCUCUACAGGCCGUCAAACUGCAGUGCAUGGCCAAGACCGUGGAGAGUCCACUUUAUGUCAACCCCGAGUCGAGGUGUGUGCUGUUACCUGUAGUGCUGCGUCUGCUGCACACACACCUGCAGGAGCAGAGGGAGCUGGUGCUGUGUGCCAAUAUCCUCACCAGCAUGCUGACGCUCAACACAGCCGCCACGGAGUGUGGUGUGUCCGAGGAGGUCAAUCUGGUCAUGGAGAGUCUGUCUGGAGUGUUACUCAAAACUGUUCUGGAAGUGACCAACCGGCCUCAGCCUGCCGCCACAUCGCUGCGCCUGCAGUACCAGGAUGUUACAGGUGAAUUUGUUGCCUGUUUGCUCACAUUGCUGCGGCAGUUGAAAGAUAAAGAAUACCAGCAGCUUCUCAGCAGAUUUCCCUCUAAAGAAGAACUAACGAGUUUCCUCCUGCAGUUAUUCACUGUCUUCAGAAUACUUAUCCGACCGGACAUGUUCCCCAAAGACUGGACUGUCAUGAGACUGGUCGCUAAUAAUGUCAUCAUAACCACCAUCUUAUAUCUCUCCGAUACUCUGCGCAACAACUUCCUUAAUGAGAAAUUUGACUUCAAGGUAUGGGAGUCCUAUUUUUAUCUCUGUAUAAUAUUCAUCAACCAGCCCUGCCUCCAACUGGAAAUGUUCCCGCCCUCCAAGAGGAAAAAAGUCCUGGAGAAGUACGGUGACAUGAGAGUGAUGAUUGGCUGUGAGAUUUUCAGCAUGUGGCAGCAUUUGGGUGACUAUAAGUUAAAUCUCAUUCCCACCCUGAUUGGUCCAUUCAUGGAGGUGACUCUGGUGCCACAGAUGGACCUGAGGAACGUCCUCAUCCCCAUUUUCCACGAUAUGAUGGACUGCGAACAGCGACGGAGCGGCAACUUCAAACAGGUGGAGGCCAAACUCAUAGACAAACUGGAGGGCCUGAUGUCAGAGGGAAAAGGAGAUGAGACAUACAGAGAGCUCUUUAACAACAUAAUUCCACUGUUUGGUCCGUAUCCGAGUCUCCUGAAGAAGAUUGAAAGAGAGACCUGGAGAGAAAGUGGUGUUUCCCACAUCGCUACCGUCACAAGGCUAAUGGAGAGAUUACUAGAUUACAGGGACUGCAUGAAGAUCGGCGAGGUUGAUGGGAAAACAAUGGGAUGUACAGUCAACCUUCUGAACUUCUAUAAAACUGAGUUGAAUAAAGAAGAAAUGUACAUCCGUUACAUUCACAAGCUCUAUGAGCUGCACCUGAAGGCACAAAAUUACACCGAGGCGUCCUACACUCUCCUGCUGUACGAUGAGCUGUUGGAGUGGACCGAAAGGCCUCUCAGAGAGUUCCUCACGUACCCCAUGCAGAGCGAAUGGCAGAGGAAGGAAUGCCUUCAUCUCACCAUCAUACACAAUUUCGACAGAGGAAAAUGCUGGGAAAACUGCAUCAUACUGUGUCGAGAGCUGGCCAAUCAGUACGAAGCGUAUUAUGACUACAGGAACCUCAGCAAGAUGAGGAUGAUGGAAGCCUCUUUCUACGACAAAAUAAUGAACCAGCAGCGACUCGAGCCGGAGUUCUUCAGAGUCGGCUUCUACGGAAAGAAGUUCCCCUUCUUUUUAAGGAAUAAAGAGUUUGUGUGUCGAGGGAACGAUUACGAGCGUCUGGAGGCUUUUCAGCAGCGGAUGCUCAGCGAGUUUCCUCACGCCAUUGCGAUGCAGCACGCCAACCUCCCCGACCAGACCAUCCACCAAUCAGACGCGCAGUACCUGCAGAUCUAUGCCGUAAGUCCUGUCCCUGAAAACCAGGAUGUCCUGCAGAGAGACGGAGUCCCCAACAACAUCAAGAGCUUCUACAAGGUCAACCAUAUUUGGAGGUUUCGCUACGACAGGCCUUUUCACAAGGGCACCAAAGACAAAGAGAACGAGUUUAAGAGCCUGUGGGUUGAGCGGACAACACUGACCCUCGCUCAGAGUCUACCUGGCAUCUCUCGCUGGUUUGAGGUUGAGAAAAGGGAACUGGUGGAGAUGAGUCCCUUGGAGAACGCCAGCGAGGUGAUUGAAAAUAAGACGCUGCAGUUGAGGACGCUGAUCGCUCAGUGUCAGAUGAGGCAGAUGCUGAACAUCAACCCUCUCACCAUGUGUCUGAACGGAGUCAUCGAUGCUGCUGUCAACGGAGGACUGGCUCGAUACCAGGAGGCGUUCUUUGCGAAAGAUUACAUCGCAAAUCAUCCAGAGGAUGGAGAGAAAAUUACCCGUCUUAGGGAACUGAUGUUUGAACAGGCCCAUAUUCUGGAAUUUGGUUUAGCCGUGCACGAGAAGUUCGUUCCACAGGAUAUGAAGCCGUUACAUAAAAAGCUUGUGGACCAGUUUCAUGUAAUGCGCUCCAGUCUGGGGAUUCAACCACAAGAGUUUCCUGCUUAUGUGCGAGUUAGUCCUCUGCAUUUUGCGAAUGGCAGCCCGCGCACAUGCAGGACCCCCGUUCCCAAUGCCAUCAGCCCAGAGGGAGGCCGAAUCGUGGCGAGACGCAGUCCUCUCAGCUAUCCAGCUGUCAACAGAUAUUCCUCAUCCUCACUGUCAUCUCAGGCCUCAAAUGAAGUGAGCAACAUCACCGGCCAAUCAGAGAGCUCGGAUGAGGUCUUCAACAUGCAACCCAGUCCGUCUACCUCAAGUCUGAGCUCAAAUCACUCUGGCUCACACAAUGUGAACAGCUCUGCGCCCUCCAGCAAUAGAGCUUCUCCACUGCCGUCUGACAAACACAAGCACUCCAGAGACAACGCCUGCCUCUCUCCACGGGACAGACUCUGCAGUGGCAUGUUCCCCAGCCCACUGGACCCCACACAGAGGAUGAUUCCGUUCCAAAUACCAGUGGAUUCAGCAUUACCACGCUGUGAACCCAAUCUCCCCACACCUGAGACAGGAUCUCUGUGCAAGAACGUGAGGUCACUGUCUCCCAUGCCAACUGCCCGUUCACCUCAGAAGUCGAUGGUCCCACCCCUCACGCCCUCCCCGACCGAUGGCUUGCCGAUGGGGAGCCUGGUGUCUCACUCUCCUGCCCGCUCUGGCAGCUACAGCAGCGGGAUCUCAUCCCUCAGCCGCUGCAGCGUCUCCGAAACGUGCGGGAUCGACCUCCCGCCGCCCGACUCUCCUCUACCCCCCAUUGUCCCCACAGACGUUCCCAUUCGCAGGGGCAGCAAGACUCCUCCGCCCUACAGUGUCUACGAGCGGAACAACCCCCGGCGAGCGACUCCACUGCCUCACAGUCUGUCAGUGCCGCCCACUACCGACAACCCCAGCCUGACCGGCAAACCCCAGCUGAACCGCGUGCAGCGCAUUAAUUCAGAGCCCCGUCACCGGCCCACACCCAGGAAGGUCUCUCAGCUGUAGCGCGUCAGCGGUAACUUGGACUACGUCGCAUUUUUUGCAGCAGUUUAGUGUAAAAUAACUGUAGGUUAUGUAUCAUAAUUGGCGCAUUUAGGUGCAUUUUUGUGGAGGAUAGGGAGUGGCAUAUAAAUAAAUCUUUCAAAUCUUACUAAUCUUUCUAAAUUAGUACGAAUAUGUCAAUAGAUAAAUAAAAAAAAUGUCAAUAAAUAUGUCAAAGUCCAAAGCAAAAAUGUAAUUUGAAAGUCCUUUAUUCAUUUAUUGACUCAUUUCAUGCUUUAUGCUAUUAAUUAUAAAUAAAUAAAAAUUCAUCAAGUAUGUGUCAAUAAAUAAUCCAGAGGUGUCAAUUAAGUAAAUAAAUAAUUGUUAACAAAUCUAUCAUAGUCAUAGAAACAAAACAUAAUUUUAAAGUUAUUUAUGUUCUGACACAUUUCAUUCAUUUUUAUUCCCAUUUCAAAUAUUGUGUCAAUAAAUAAAUGAUGUUAAUAAAUAGAUCAGUGUGAAUACAUCAAAGUCUUUUGCUAAAUAUAAUUUAUUUAUUUGACACUUCAUUCAUGCUUUAUUAAUUUUGUUUAAAUAUAAUUGUUUUUAUUUAUCACAUUUAAUUUAUAAAAUGAUGUAAUUGUUAAUGCAUAACUACAUUUAUUGGACUUUGGACUAUGUAUUUAUUGACACAAAUGUCAUGUUUUUUUUUUAUUUUAUUUACAAAAGAUUUAUUUAUUAUAAUAUGCCACUCUCAGUCCUCCAUACAUUUUGAUUUUUUGUUUAGCAAUUUGUAUUCUAAAAUCUAAAUGAAAGUGAAACGGAAUGCUCCCAUGAUGAAUGUUUUCCUUUUUUGUUCUUUGACAUUAAGUAGAUCAUCUUAAUUUCAUUUUAAAGCUGCGUAUUUGAUGGUUUAGUGACUAUUUAGGGGAUCGGCUCUUUAGACCCAGUCUAAAGCGCAGCUCAGAAUUGAACUUCACCGAUGAACUGAACCGGCCAUCUCGGCGCAGUCCUUCUGAUACGCAGAUACGGUUAGAAAUGAAAUGUACUAGAAAAGCCAUGAAGAGAUUAUGUAAGCUUUGAAAUGGCAUGUAAUUUACAGCUAAAUCUGAAGAUCUGGCAGGUCCAUAUCCCAUUUAGAGUGCUCUGAGACAUAUUGCUAGCAAGGUAUUUUUGAUAGAAGUACAAAAUCUGUGUUGUACAGCUUUUCUUUCCACACUACAGCAGUUUUUUUGUUUUUUGGUCUUACACAAACCGAGGCGUACAGCUAGACCUGCGUCCCGUUUUAACCGCUUUGUACUUUCUGGAAUGGCUAAAAGGUGCUACAUAUUUCUUAGUGUUUGGUUUUUUUCUAAUGUAGCCUUGUAUCUACCGAAACUGCCUGACCGUUUAAAUGUGCCAAUGUGAUGAAAUUGUGUGGUCUCCGAGUAUUGUGCCAAAGAUGCAAACAGUAUUAACUUCUUUGUGAGUAAGAGUAGUUAGGAAAGCUUAACUGAAGUUAGCGUGAUCGCUAGUGCUCAACAAUGUGCUUCUUAAACCUUGCGCAGAGGCGUAGCUCAAGACUGCAUGGGGCAUGAGCAGUACAAAGCAAUAUAACCAUUGUAGUUUGCAGAGAGCGAUAGCAACAAACAUCAUCUAGUUCUGUGAUGACGUUUCCCAGUAGCCUGAUCCCAAAUCAGGUUGUGUUACCGCAGUCACUUCCAAACAAUAUUGGCUAGAUCAAAUCUGUUUUUCUUUCUCCUUUGAAUGUUCAAUCUAACAGAAAUUUUCGCAUUUCAAUCAGAAAAUGAAUUUGGGAUUUUCAAUUUGAACUCUACAGUAGGUUGUAGACAAUAAUCACAAUUUAGGAAAUGCUGUGUGUGAUGUUCAUUUAUAUUGUUUUACCUUUUAUAUUCUUUCAGUAUUUGUUUAAUUCUACAUUUUUUACAUCACAUUUACGUUUUCUUUUUUGUUUUUUGUUUUUUUACUAUGGACCAUACUAACAACAUUAAAACAUUUGUUUUUCUUGCUAACAAAGCCAAUGUGGUCAAGUUUUCAACAAAGCAGCUGAUUUUUGACAUUUACGAAGUUUCAUUUCAAAGAAAAUACCUACACGAUCUCACAGGAAAACGUAACUAUAUUACAAAGUGGCGAUUUCGUCUGAAUUUAUACAAUAUGAAUCUGCGCCUGAAAAUAACUGUGCGUAAGCAAAACAUAGAAAUUCAUAUCAAUUAGCCACCAAUUUGUCAAAACGUAAAAUAGUUAAGAAUUGCCAUGUGAGGGUGUUGCUACAGUACAUCCCUUCAUACGGAUGAAAACUUUCUGCAUAUUGAUGUAAAAUUGAGAGUAACAAACAGCUUUUUCACUGCCAGCUUAAAAGCCCACAUUUCUUUUAAUAAAUAUUGGAUAAUAAAUAUUUGAUAGUCGUUAAAAUGCAACUUCAAAACACACAGCAGCGUUUGUGAAUCUCGGCUGCCAGUUUACAUUAUUGAUCACGUAUAGACAAUUGAAAUGAUCUGUACUUGAUAAAAAUUGUACUUGGUCAAAAUAUCCCGUGAUUUUAUUCUGUAAUUGCAUUUUUGUAGAUAAAUACAAAGUUCAAAGUGCUAUAUUUUUUGGCAACCCUAAAAUAUUUGAAGUGAGAAGAAUCAAACUAACGUUGGAAUGAUUAUAAAAUACUUAAAGAUGGGCACGUAACCGAUUUGUUUGUUACCUAUUUUAUUAACAGCUUUGCAGCUUUGUUCUCAUAUUGCCAUGUUAUGAGAGUUGCAAAUUUUUCGGCAAUCAUGUUUUGUAAUUUCGAUAGAUUGCCAGUGGUCAAGUCGUAGGACUUCAACUCUAGUCAUGCCUGUAUUUCUCCUGUUCUCUCCUUUCACCUUCCUUUUUAUGGAUUAUAUUCUUUCUGUUCAAUUUUUUGAACUUGUAAAGUUGUACUUUAUAUCAUACGAUGGGAUGAAAGUAUUCCAUAUAGCCUGUGUUACAGAUUUUGUACAAAAGGUGUUUAUAUGAAAAUGUAACCAGUUCAUAGCUUUGAAUGUUGCAACUAAAGUUUUUAUUUGUAAAUGUUGAAUAUUAACCAUCAAACAAAUAAAGGUUGAUUGAUGUAAA
Molecule: messenger RNA, 8980 nt
Organism: Carassius gibelio (silver crucian carp)
Lineage: Eukaryota; Metazoa; Chordata; Actinopteri; Cypriniformes; Cyprinidae
Gene: dock4a
Product: dedicator of cytokinesis 4
Exons: 52
Coding region: 140-5917 (1925 amino acids)
Biological process (GO): small GTPase-mediated signal transduction; cell chemotaxis
Cellular component (GO): cytoplasm; plasma membrane
Molecular function (GO): small GTPase binding; guanyl-nucleotide exchange factor activity
Source: RefSeq, a predicted model, not a curated record